AUGUAUCCCUGGAGUGAGAGCCUCAACUCUUGGGGUCGUGGAACGGGACUCAAGAUCGAUGCCCUCGGUCUCGUCACGCUCCUCGGAGCGGAGGAGAUGGACCGCAGUAUCGGGCGACUCGUGCCGAGCAUAUACCUCAAAUACCUGCCAUUAUUGGGUGCCUUUGUGAUAGCCGGAAACCGAUUCACCACGAAGAAACCCGGAUUCGUUCUCUACAACAUAUCAGCGGGGAUCAUGACUACCGAGCUUGCCGGCUGGUUUUCGCGAUGGCUCCAGACACAGGACUUCAAACAAGUCCGGAGUAUUGUCACAUGGCACGUCACGGAGCGGCCGCACAGAUGGAGAGAGUUCAUCAUCGGCUUCUUGCUCGUCGGGUUGCCGGUGCACGGGAUGCUCAUCGCCCUGACUGUGUUAGCCGCGGACUGGUGGGGAUUCGCCAAUGUGAUAGCCAUGGUCAUUUCAGUGGCAGUGCGGUGUAUAAUGGUAGCACAAAACCAGGCCGGCAUCGAUGCGAACAUCCAUGAAGCACAGGAAGCACUCCGAGGUUACCCGGCUAAGAGAGCCGAGUAUGACGAGUCAAUGGAGAGACUCGAGAGCCGUCGCCAGAAGGGUCAGGCUAUGGAGGGGGCCAAAAUACCUAUUGAACCUCAAGACCCAAACAAAAUCGCCAAGGUGAUUGUGUUGACAGAGGACUCAAAGGUUGUCACUCUUGCAGUCCCCGCGUAUCUACCGAGAUGGGCAUUUGCAACCAAUCCCCAGCCACCGAACCGAUACAUAUACCAGGCGUGCCAAUGGAUAGGCUGGGCAGCUUUUGCGGUGCAUGUCAUUAGUAUCGGAAUGGCGGCGUUGUACACGCAAAUUGUCUCAGUGGUGGUGAUUCUCGUUUCCACAGUCCUGACGGCUCACAGAAUUGGCUGUGAAGACUCCCAAAUAUGGGAAUCCAUUCGAAGUCACUGGGGCCACGAAGUCCAAGAAAAUAGCUGCUGGGUUAGUUCAAACCUCAAGGCCACAGUAUCUACCUACCCCGAGGAGUAUGUGGAUUGGCCUGAGUUAGAGGGAAAGAAACCCCUUACCGUGCAUGUAGGCAUUGAAGAGAAGAUUGGUCAACAAUGGAUCAGACCGAUAGGUCCAUCCGACUUGGAAUCUACUCCGAUCUCGAAAAAGAAGAAGCCCGAAAGUCGGCAGGACUUACUUGCUUGGUUAGACUUAACAACGGAGGAAGACAAAGUGCUGACCGCUUGGGGGCUCAUACCACAUAGUCUGGAAUGGCAAAAUGCAUAUAGAGAGAAAAAGAACAUACACCGUAGGAGACUUGGGAUGAUAGCAUUGGAAUUCAUCCACUGA
Penicillium hordei is the source of this 1344-nucleotide messenger RNA. RefSeq lists its product as uncharacterized. The record is from RefSeq and is a predicted model, not a curated record. Bases 1 to 1344 code for a protein of 447 amino acids. The transcript has a single exon. NCBI's taxonomy places the organism in Eukaryota, Fungi, Ascomycota, Eurotiomycetes, Eurotiales, Aspergillaceae.